UACAAACAUAAACGGGCGUGACGCGUGACGGCGCCACGGGCGACUCGGAAUCCGGAAUCUCCGUCGCCGAUCCAUUCCGUUUGUCCGUAUGCCGUGUGCCGUGUGUGUCCCAGCUUCUCAGCUCCCAGCUCCCAGCUCCCAGCCGCGCUUCACGGUCAUUGAUGAGAUAGUCGUCUGCGAGCCGCGGGACGCGGUGAAACGUUAGGAUAGUUCGGUGUCGCUCGUGGCCCGCUUAGGCCGAAAAUGGCGGAACGGACGAAGGUAACUGCUCCAGCCACCCGGCCCGUUCCCAUGAAGCUGUUCGCCACCUGGGAGGUGGAUCGUACUCCCCCGAAUUGUAUACCCAGGCUGUGUUCCUUGACGUUAACGCGUCUAGUUAUACUUCGGCCUCUCGGCUCGGAUCUGGCGUCCAUUAGCAUCGCGGUCAAGAUGCAAAGCUCCAAGAGGACCCUGCGAUCCAACGAGAUGGCUAUACCGACCGGAGGAAUACUCGAUACGGAAUUGGAGUUGCAGUUUGCGCUUCAAUAUCCUCAUUUUCUUAAGAGGGACGGCAACAAGCUCCUGAUAUUAUUGCAGAGGCGAAAGCGAUACAAGAAUCGCACGAUGCUCGGAUACAAGACCCUCGCGGAAGGGAUCAUUAACAUGGCGCAAGUGCUGCAGAAACAAAUGGAUCUCGAGCUGGAACUCGUAUCGGACAAGGCGGAGAAAUACGGCGGCCACUCGGUCGCGUUGGCGCGCGUGAGCGUUAUCGCUCUGAGCUCCCAGCCGGUCGACCACGACAAAAGACUGAUGAACGAUCCCAACGAAAGACUCUGCCCGGAAUUCAGUGACGAAGAGGAGGAAUUUAGUUCGGAAGGCGAGGCGGAGGGCAGCGACAGCGAGCCUACGUUGGAGGUACACAGGCGAAAGAGUCGCGGAAAAAUUCCAACGAAUGCCAGGCAAAGAAAUUUGAAGCAAAAGUUUAUAGCACUGCUGAAGCGAUUUAGGGUAUCCGAGGAGUUGGAGCACGAUCAAGAAGAAAUCGGGCAAAAACUUUCAGGCGGUGAUAUGGAGAUAGAAGAAUUGUUCGAUGAACUAGAGGACUUAUCGGAUAGUGGACCGGAAUUGGAUACCAUGUCUGUUAGUAGUACACCAAAGCCGUCGCUAAGACCAUUUUUCAGUUCCAGUCGAUCCCUCCUCGCGCCACCUCAUUCUGUAGUAACCAGCGAGGACACUGGAACUAUCUCGACGACUACCACGUAUCAGCAGCCAGCGGGUCAGCCGGCUAAAGAGAAACAACGUAUCGGACACACAACUCCAGAGCGUGGAGUGGAUAGACAGAGCGAUGACAGUUCUCGAAGAGCUGACAGCGAUUCCCAUCCUGAGAACUGGACGGAUCACGAAGCAAACGAUCCGCCGAAUUACAUAGCGGGUUCGCCGCCGAAAUCCGAGCAGCCUAACAAGAGCGAGAGUUCCGAAAGAAAAAGCAGACUUUUCGCGCGCGACAGAGGAACGCCGGGUAGUAAUAAAUCCAAGAAGCACAGUCUGAGCGUUGAUCUGAAACCCUCGGCCGAUUUAAAUAAUACAGAGCCGAGAAAAGCUUUAGUCGAACAACUAAGUCGUGUAUUACCAGAUGAUAGUUUACCGGAAGCUGUAUCCCUCGUAUCGAUAGCAGAUCCGGGUGGUGCGGUCCUUGCCGCGAGACUACAAGAGAGAAACCACAAAGUUCUGACGACCGUCUCCCCGGCUGACAUUCGCGCAACAUUCACGUGUUUGGUCACGCGAAUACAAAAAUUUUGCAACAGUUCUGCGAAACCACCCGCGCCCGUCAAGGUAGUCAUCGCUGGAGGAGAUAGUUUCAUAAACGCAGUUCUUCGUCACUACGUCGACUUGCUGAGCUUCAGAUCGCCGGAUUGGCAGAACUACAUGAAAUUUUUAGUGGUGCCGCUCGGUUCGAAUACGUUAACGAGAUAUCUCAGCUCCAUCGAUUCCAAGUAUUCGAUGCUCUUCGGAGACGAGUGGAAAGAGCUUUUGGAAAGGGAAGGUGGCGGUUCGAUUGAAGGCGCAGCGCGAGUAUCGGAAUAUCUGGCCACAGCGAAUACAGUUUUAUUGUUACCUAUAGCAGAAGCUAUGGUUACAUACAGAGAAACAGACGACAGCAGUCAAAUCUUCAUUCCCUUUAUAAAUGACGUUCGCGUGGGUUGUCCGGAUAGCAGUUCUUCCGCAUCGGUCGAUCUGGAGGAGAGUAAUGUCAGUAUGUCCGGUUCUCCGCCUUCCUUACCUCCUCCGACUUUGCCGGUUCCACCUCCGGGGAAAUUAACACCACCCAGUAGUCCUAACGUAGGCCAACCGAGAGAAGGAUGGGAACCAGUCGAGCUUCAGCUGGAUUAUUGGGGUAAACAGACUCAAGGCGAAAAGGGAAAGAGCACGUUACGUCAAGCUUUCAGAGCGUUGCAUGUGCAAAGACUUCCUUCAUUGGGCGAAGCUCCGGGACAUCACUUAUGUAUGAAUUACACUACAAAAGAGAAGAAACAAAAAAUAAUGAGAUUGGGUAAAAAAAAAGAAAAAGAGAAAGAAAACGAGCCAAAGAGUCAAACAGUGGAUGGUGUAACGCGUCUUAUAUGUUCUGCGAAAACACACAACAUUCCAUUAAGAGUAAGCAUUGAUGGUACCGAGUGGUAUGGUGUAAAAUUCUUCCAACUAUCAGCGCAAUGGCAAACACACAUCAAGACAUUUCCAAUAGCGUUAUUGGAAUAUAAUCCACAACAACAGACUUCAAAUGCUAUAUAAAUCUAGAUUUCCGUCAUUAUAAUGUGAAGGCUUUUAGCAAUUUACUUACAUAUUUUGUAUUAUCAAUGAUACACUAAUUGACUCGUUUUAUAUGCAAAUCCGAUAACCAUCAACUUCUUAAGACUGCCUAGUAAGAAUUAGAUUUUAGCGGAUAUUGCAAAUUCCGAUAUAUUCGAGAUACAUAUAUUACAUUUAUUCCAUUAUUUGGUAAUAGCGAUAGAAGAUAUUUAAACACCUGGAACAUUCUUAUGUCAUACAAAAUGUAUAGUUAUGUGUGAUAAGCAUACAUUAUGUCCACAAGGGAUUCAUAUGAUGCAUGUACGUCUUGAAAUUAUAUUAUAAAAUAUAAUUGAUAUGCUUGUCUUGUGUAGAUAACUCGAUGAAUAUAUAAUUUUAUCACAUCGACACAAAUUCGUUUGUCGAUAUAUCAUAAGCAAUUAAAAGAAUAUGUCCAUUUGUAUAGAGAUUUUGUUGGUUAUGGGAGUGCUAUUAUACAUAUACUGAAAUUUUCGAUUAAUGACGUAUUUUUAUGACAAUACGUUACUCAAUUCAAUACUGAGAUAUCUUUAAGUAGCAAGAUUGGGAGAUAUCGCAAAUUUAAGUUUUAUUUAAUGAAAAUAUGGUUUCAAAGAUAAUCAAGUUAUUAUUUUCACUUUUAUUUAAUAUUAAUGUUUACUAAUUUUUGUUAGUGCCUUGAAUUAUUUUAUUAUUGUCAGCUUGAGUAAAUUAAAAAAUAAUGAAUUGAUAAUAUCUCAAAUUCUCUCUUAUUUAAAGAUAUUUUAAUUUUCAUAUUAGGAAGUAACAAUGUGUUAAAGCAAUUUUAUCGCUCUUUUUCCAGAUAUGCAAUUGUUGUUUGUCCUCGAACAAAGAACAAUUUUAUUACAAAAUUAAUUCAGUAAUUUUUUAAUUUGAGUUAUAUGUUACGCGUAUAUACAUAUACGAAGGUAUGGGACGUGCAAUCAAUUAAUCAAAAAUAAUCAAAUAAUCAAUUGUUACAAUUCAAUAUUUUGAUAAUUAGGCGAGAUAUCGAAAAAAUUUUUAAAAAUGGUUUGAUGGCAUAAAAGAAAAAGAAGAAUUUUAUUUUUUAAAGAAAUUAAUUUGUUAGCUCUCAAAGUACUUUGAGUUCUUUUAUCAAAUGACAAAUAUAUUUUUCUUUCUUUCCAUCCCCUUUCUGUUCUCUCUUGUACAAUUGAUGUCAAGAUAAAGAAAAAUAUGGUUUCUUUUCGAAUAAUCUCUCUUGAAAUAUUCUUGACUUUAAAAAUCUUUCUGAUAAAUAAUGUAAACAAAUUAAUGUUGCCUGUAAAUGCCUAUAAAUUUUAUAAUUUUAUUUCAGAGAAACAGUCACAACAGUAUCACAAAUGAUAUAUCUUUUAUUCCAAUUAAGAUUCUUUAUUGUUUUAAAACUAGUUACUGAGAUAGCAAUUUGUAACAAAUUACAAGGCACAUUGUGUAUAUACAUCAUUGUUUUAUUAUAAAUUCCGGAUUUCGGUAUUUAUAAAAUGACGAAAUUCGGAGAUUCUACUGCCAUAGAAUGCUAAAACUGAUUCUAUUUUCUUCUAUUGUAAUUUUUGAUCUCUCACUAUAAUUAUCUCGAAUUAUGACGUCAGAGAGAGAAACAAGAGCUCGUAUAAAUACGGUUUUUUUAAAUUAAUGAUAAUUAUUUAAUGCUAAUUGACUUGCAUUUUGUUUGUGAUAAGUAAAUAUGAAGAGUAAAAUAAGUUUAAUGCAAUUUUGCGAAAACGUAUGCAAAAACAGAAGACGAAAGAACAGUUUUGUAACAAUGUUGGAAUUUUUUUAUCGGAAAAGGAAAUUCGGAAAUCUAUUAUACUGGAAUCCGAAAUUUGAGGUAUAAAACUUGAGGUAUAAAACACGCUAUAACGUUAGAAAGAUGUACAGAUAUUCUAGAAGAAACGUUAUUACUGAAGAGGUCUGUGAUACAGGCAAACAAUUUUUUAGCGCACAAAAUUAGUAAGAUAAUACUACAUGUGCGCGAUAUAUGAGAAUAAAAGUUUAAUGGAUACACAAAAAUUAUAAAGAUAAUAAUGAAAUAAGUAACAAAAAUAUUCUUAAAUAUUUUUAUUCUUGCUCAUUGCCAGUGAAUGAUCGCGCGCAUUUGGCUUUCCCUGAAAUAUUUUUGCACCUUAUUUGAUAAGGUAUCUUUUGUUAAUACAAGAGAGAAAUACUCUCUUUUAAAAAUUUAUCGAUUAAAAAUACAUUUUUAUUUUCUUACUUCAAGAUUUAGUUUAAUUUUCUCCAUUGUACUCGCAUUAAUAUAUCAGUUUUACAUGAAUUUUGCUUCCUUAAAAGACGAGGACAUUGUGAUUUCUCUAUGGCAGAUUAACAUAAAUAAGAAUUUAUACAUAUAGUAUAUACAUAUAUUUAUUUUAUAUAGUAGAAAAUUUCUUCCGUUUAUUCAAAAAUUUAUUUAAUAUUUAUUGCGUGUUAUUUGUUUAUUUGUGAUUCUUAUACUGGUAAGAUAUUCAUAUCAGAAAGAUGACAAAAUAUCUUGAAUUAAAGUAAUGCAAAUAUCAUUGCAGAGCAAGCAAAGAGUUUCUUUAAUUCUUUCGAAAGAAACAUCAUGAUUGGAACUAUGUGGUGUGAUACAAUAUCUUAUAAAUACUAUAUCUUAUCGCAUCAAGUGUGCAGAUAUAUAUACACAUUUAUACAAUGUAUUUGUGUCUGGUUUAAAUGUAUUAAUAUGUAAUUAUUUUUCUUUCUCUAACUGAUAUAGAGAUUUGAAAAAUUUUAGAUAAAAGUUAUUUUAUGUUAAAGUGUCUAUUUAUACUUUUGAAAAAUUGAAAUAAUUUAUUUAGAGUUUUUUACACAAAACACGUUUAAUGACAAGCAAGUUUUUCAUGUCUCUAGUAAUUACAGAAAAAUAAUUACGCGUUAAAGCGCUUAAACUUAAUGCAUUGUACAUAAUUGUUCUCCGAAAGAAUUAAGAGAGAGUUUAUUGUUAAUAACAUAGUCGUGAUAUAGUGACGAUGUUUCUGACUUUUUUCCUUUUUUGAUUUGAUAAAAAAAAGCGACAGUAUAGUAGAUAAUACUGUUUGUAGCGACAUAGCUGUCGCGUUGACUGCCUAAUGCCAAAUUAAAAGAACAGAAACACCUACUUGAUUCGUGUCCGGAUGUUAAAAAAAGAAAAGAAAAUACUCUCUCUUUAUAAUGACGUCCUCUAGAUGUGCGAUUAAAACGAUGGCACCGAUGUGAUGAUCGUAUCUCUUGCCAAAGUAUAUACAUUAGCAAAAUGUCUCUAUGUUUGCGCUCCUCUUUGCUAGUCUGCACAAUUAGCUGUUAGCGUAUUUCGAGUGAUAUGACAUAGUCGUAUAUUUAACAUAUUUUCUGGCUGAUGAGAUAAAAAAAAUAGUGCCGUUCAUCUCCAGGACCACCGAGUAAAAUAAUAAUCUCUGAUACAUUGAUAGGAUAAUGUAUCCAUGAGGUAACAUGUGGCCAUAACAAUAUAGUCUUUGAGAAUAAAACUUGCUUGGCUAUAUCGAUAAUUGACUACAAAAAUACGCAACAUUAAUGGGAUUUGUCGAAAAACGAAUUAUACUUUCGUAAGAAAGAAGGGAACGAUAAAAAAACCGUUGUAUUGCGUAUCACGUGUAUCUUCGAACGGAAAAUACACUUAUUGCACCGAGCUUGCUGGCUGGAAGGAAGUCAGCAAUUAUACAUAUAUAUAUAUGUAUAUGAUCCAUCUUGUAUAUUCUUGAGUUUCCAAAAACAAAACACUGCAUAUCGAUAGACUCGAGAUUUUUUUAUUAAUUUAUUUCUUUCAAAGUCUCUUGUAAUGUAUUCGUUUUAUGACAUCUUUUCGUGACGUUCUUUACUUAAUCACACUUAAUGACAUGUAAUUUUUUUUACAUCCUCUGAGAGGAUGCCAAAUCGGUUUGGUGCAGUUAACGUAUCCAGUAUGUUUAGAGGACAUAGCGUUUAGAUAAAUCAAGCGAAAUUAGAUUGUAGAAAUAAAUCUGCAAGAUCAGUAGUGUAAGAUCAAGAAUUCUCUCGUCGACUUCUCUUGAUUCAUUUAUUUUUGUGGAGCACAGGUUGAGCAUUUACAGGGAAAGGAAUCAUCGGUCUUAAUCGAUCGCUCUCUAUAUAUGAGCGUUUUACGCUUCCAAACUUUGUAAAUGCGAUACCAAAGAUAUAUUUAGACUUUUAGGGAAUGUGAUCCGAAUCUAUAUAUAUGUGUAUGUAUGUAUGUAUGUAUAUGUAUAUAUGUAUAUAUAGUCGCAAAAAUUCUGUAUACUCAGAGAUUAGUAUUGUUUCCUUUUUUAUAUGAAUUAUAAUGGUUCCUUCCUCUAUCGAUUUUAUUAUACAAUUAUACGUUUUUCCUUAGGUAUCGAUCGAUAUUGAAUCGUAUCAUUUAUAUGUAUAUGAAGAUAAAUUUUAAGAUUGUAUCGCUAAGAUAUUAGAAUGAUAACAAUCACGUGCUCACGAUCAGACAGCAAAAAAAAAUAAAGAAUUUGAUUCAAUGAAGGUGUAUACGCUUCUUUAUGCUAAGGAAGUAUAGCGUGUAUAGUGUAAUAUGUACAUAUAUAUAUAUAUUACACUAGAUUUCACAUUCUAGUCAAAAUAUGAGAAUGAAUGUUUCAAUCGAUGCGCGUUGAAUAUACAGGAUAUGGAGUGAAAAAUAUCGCUUUAUCUGUUUCGUUAUUUACGAAUGCGUGUCUUAUCAUUAGGCGUUAACGCCUUUUUUAAAUCGAAUACGCUGUACGAUCGUCAGCACAUAAUUGUAUCGUAGCUUCGUCGCGAAAAAUUCUCACUGUCAUUUUGCAUACAGCGAGUUUUAUUGCGUACGGACAGACCGGCUCAAAGCUUACAAUAAUUACAAGAAGUAAUAUAUAUUAAAGUUCUUUAGUAAAAAAUAAAGAAAGGAUUAUUAGAUGACGUUCGACUUUCAGAAUCCUAAACAUCUUUAUCGUGCUUAUUAUACGCAACGUCUUAUAUAUAUAUAUAUAUACAUUACAUAAAUUAUUGUCGCGAUACUUGCAAAGAAUUGAAGAAUCGAUGAGAUUUGUAAAGCGAAAGAAAACUCACAAUCAGUUUAACGUAAAAUAGAUAAAGCAACAAAAUUGGAAAUUAAAUUUUUGUAUCCACAAAGUCGUUUCUCUUGUUCUGUUCAAGAGCUAUGCGCGAAUAAUGUUCGAUCAAUCUAAUCUAAAGGUGAACAUUAUAAACGUGUGUGGAAAUCUAUUUCAUUGCACCAAGCAACUAUCUGUGUGUGAAUAUCGAGUAUUAAUAUAUGGACACGUGUAAAAUAAAAGAGAAAUGAAACAAAAAAAGUAACAUGUUGAAAUAAUUUGAUGUUUGAUGAAAGAGUCAAAUACACUGUUUACUGUUAAGAGAAGGCUUUUCAAAUGUUUAUACUGGUAUGCUCUGCUCAGUAGUAUACAGCUUAUAAACGUAGAAUAUGUGUAUGAGAGAAGUGUGCGUGUCUCUCAACACUUCACAAUAAAUUUAUCUACCAUGUUAGUGUACAUGUAAAAUAUUUAUAUUAUAUCAUUUUGGAGUAUUCGCGAUUUAUGUAAGGUGUAAUAAGUUCAGAGUGAAUGUAUAGGAAAGGCAGAGAGAGAGAGAGAGAGAGAGAGAAAGAAAGAGAGAGAGAGAGAAAGAACGAUAUCUAUAAACUUGAUAUAAAUGUAUUAUUAGGCAAAUUGAGAAUUAGAUAAAUAGAUAAUUAUUCAUCGUUCAAUGUAAAGAAAUGUUGAAGCGUUUAGCAUUGCAGCUUUUCGAAAUUAGACAUUUGAUUUAACAAGAUCAAAAAGCGCAAAUUACGAGAAAGGCUGAAAUAAAUUUGUAUAAAUCG
Formica exsecta is the source of this 8578-nucleotide messenger RNA. It is a transcript of the gene KrT95D, whose product is annotated as phosphofurin acidic cluster sorting protein 2. The coding region runs from base 244 to 2769 and encodes 841 amino acids. Lineage: Eukaryota; Metazoa; Arthropoda; Insecta; Hymenoptera; Formicidae. The transcript is spliced from 13 exons. Gene Ontology annotation, biological process: protein localization to plasma membrane. The record is from RefSeq and is a predicted model, not a curated record.